Molecule: messenger RNA, 1534 nt
Organism: Arvicanthis niloticus (Nile rat)
Lineage: Eukaryota; Metazoa; Chordata; Mammalia; Rodentia; Muridae
Gene: Plpp5
Product: phospholipid phosphatase 5
Biological process (GO): phospholipid dephosphorylation; phospholipid metabolic process
Cellular component (GO): membrane
Molecular function (GO): phosphatidate phosphatase activity
Source: RefSeq, a predicted model, not a curated record
GGGCCCCAGGCGGGCGGAACAACGGCGCGCCGGGGCCACGUCAGCGUCUGAUCUGCAGGCCACGCGUGUGGCGGGAUGGGGACGGCGGCCCUGGGAGCCGAGCUGGGCGUGCGGGUCCUGCUCUUUGUGGCCUUCCUGGUGACCGAGCUGCUCCCUCCCUUCCAGCGGAGGAUCCAGCCCGAGGAGCUGUGGCUCUACCGGAACCCGUACGUGGAGGCGGAAUACUUUCCCACCGGCCGCAUGUUUGUCAUUGCCUUCCUCACGCCACUGUCCCUCAUCUUCCUCGUCAAGUUUCUGAGGAAAGCUGACGCCACCGAUAGCAAGCAAGCCUGCCUCGCUGCCAGCCUUGCCCUAGCUCUGAAUGGUGUCUUUACCAACGUAAUAAAACUGAUAGUGGGCAGGCCACGCCCAGAUUUCUUCUACCGAUGCUUCCCCGAUGGGCUGGCCCAUUCUGAUUUGACUUGCACAGGGGACAAAGAUGUGGUGAAUGAGGGCAGAAAGAGCUUUCCCAGCGGACAUUCUUCCUUUGCGUUUGCUGGUCUGGCCUUUGCUUCCUUCUACCUGGCAGGGAAGUUGCACUGUUUCACACCACAAGGCCGAGGGAAGUCCUGGAGGCUUUGUGCCUUUCUGUCACCUUUACUCUUUGCAGCUGUGAUUGCACUGUCCCGCACGUGUGACUACAAGCACCACUGGCAAGAUGUGCUAGUUGGAUCCAUGAUUGGAAUGACAUUUGCCUACGUCUGCUACAGGCAGUACUACCCCCCUCUGACUGAUGUAGAGUGCCAUAAACCAUUUCAGGACAAGCACAAACUUCCAUCUUCACAGAAGCCUAGUGAGUUCCACCAUUUGGAUGUUUAACUGAAUCUACCUCAGUGGAGAACAAGCAAAUCAAGCCUCAAAGCUGGACACCAUGCACAAGCCAAGGACUUGUAGCUUUGAUCUCUUCAAGGUCAAAGUGAGGACACGGCCACACUGUAUUUGCCUCCACAGGACUGUGUACCUUUGCCCCACUUCCAAGGCUAGACCCUGAGGUCUCACUGCCUGGCCUGGCACAGGGCUUUUUCAGUACCUCUCUCACUAGGUUAAUGAAUCUGGUCCAUAGGGUUAGUAUUCCAGGAUCUAGUGUCUUUAUAUUGAUGUGUCAUUCCAGAAGAAACCUUUUCACAAAGGAAGCUUUUCAUGACCCCAUUUUAUCCUAGAAGGCUUAAUUCCCAAACAUAAUCUCCAUCCUUUAUAAAUAAGCGCACUGCUAGCUAAACUUUGAUUCUGUUUACUUUUAAUGGUAAUAUUCCAUUAAGCCUUAAGUAAUAAAACAUCCAAUUUUGGCCAAUUCUUUACUUUUUACUACAUUAGGAAAGAAAAAUUAUAGAUAUUAUCUAGAAAAUAAAUGUAUCUUUUUCUGCCUUUUUUCACAAAGAAAUAUAUGGAGCAACUAGAGGCUAUCACCAGAACUUGAUACCGAGGACCACCUGAUAGCCACCUUUUCUUUGUUAUUAUACUUUAAAUAAAAUUCUGUCUUAUGUAUCUCUUCCUA